CCCUGCACACCUUGAGACAAAAAGGCUUGCUGCAUACAUAUGACUUGUAUGUGUGUGAUUUUGCACGUCAGUUCUUUCAAUCCUUGGGAGGUAUAGGCACAGCUUUUGUCAGCUCUUUUGCUUUGAUUGAUUGAUUUAUUGUGCAGUUAUUUUCCACAGUGAAAUUGUAACAUUUUACCAUCAUCUGAAGCUCAUCAUGAGUUUUUGUAACAAAGCACAUGGAAGCAGUAAGGUCUGCAACAGGGCUGUGGUGGUGUCUAUAAAAAACUUCCAUCGUGGAGUUGAGUUGGAAAAGCGGUGUGGAGUCAGUAUGGACAACCUGUGGCUCAACAGAUGUCUGAGCGACCUUGGCUUCACAGUGGAGAUGCAUAAUGACCUAACAGCUCAAGAAAUCUACAAACUGUUUAAAGCAGAGAGCAAAAAGACUGUUGACUGCUUCAUUGGCAUUAUUUCGACUCAUGGAGAGGAAGGAGUGGUGUUUGGGUCAGAUGGCAAUCACGUGAGACUCUCUCAGAUAUUUGGUUUCUUUGAUAACCUCACCAUGGUUAAUAAGACAAAGCUUUUUCUUGUGCAGGCAUGUCGAGGCGACAUGUUAGACAGUGGAGUCGAAAUAGAGAUGGACUCAGGCUCCGUUUCAGAUGAAGAUGAUAUUCUCUCAGACUAUCUCUCCAUUCCUAUCAACACAGCUGUCAUGUAUGCAACAGCUCCAGGUUACAGCGCCUUUAAAAAACCAUCAGGCUCAGUCUUCAUCCAGACUCUCUGCGACCUUCUGGAAAAGGACGGAGGUCGUGACCUGGAGAUAACUCGUCUCAUGACGCGGCUGAAUUACCAGAUCGCCUACCACUUCCAGGCAAGUGGAGGGGACCUGGAAGGAAAGAAGGCGAUGCCAUGCUUUGCAACGCGCCUCACUGAAGAGGUGUACCCUUUCAGAGACUCACAGAGGAGCACUGAGGAGCUGAGUGGAAAACUUGCAACCACAGCACUGGUGGAGGGAUCUUGCAAGAUACGCAAGCGCUCUAUCAGCUAAAGCAACAAGCUGAUAAUACUUUGAUUGUUUUGUGUUGCAUUUUCUUUGUCUUCUUUUCAGCUCUUCCCAUGGACCUUUAUGCCUUUCAAUGUCAGUAGAGAAGGUUCUCUAUACUGUAGACAUAGCUGCACAUACAUACAACUUGUCUAAACAUUGUCUGUGAGAAUUUUGGUGAAGAAAAUUUUUGAAGCCUGUGAAA
Alosa alosa (allis shad) is the source of this 1226-nucleotide messenger RNA. RefSeq names its product caspase-7-like. The transcript is spliced from 4 exons. Gene Ontology annotation, molecular function: cysteine-type endopeptidase activity. Bases 197 to 1027 code for a protein of 276 amino acids. Gene Ontology annotation, biological process: proteolysis. Lineage: Eukaryota; Metazoa; Chordata; Actinopteri; Clupeiformes; Clupeidae. The record is from RefSeq and is a predicted model, not a curated record.